Messenger RNA from Clonostachys rhizophaga, 1743 nucleotides. NCBI's taxonomy places the organism in Eukaryota, Fungi, Ascomycota, Sordariomycetes, Hypocreales, Bionectriaceae. The record is from the annotation of a GenBank genome assembly.
AUGCCAAAGGGUAUCCAUAGCUCGUCCCGGGCACUAGAAUCCCCAUGGCGGGCUCGAAAGAACAGAGUCAUCCCUACUCUGUCCUCCAUCCUGCCCCCGUCCCAAGUUCCGUCUCAAGCUCCAGUCUAUGCGCAACCAAAUGUCCAAGAUGCAAGCCCAACUGAACCAUCCAGUCGUCAGAUCGACCCAUUUGUUGGUGGUCCUUGGUUUGAAACAGACAAAAUCGGCCCACGAAACCUAAUUCUCGCCAUCAUGGGCGACUAUCUGGCCCGCAUCUACCCGCUCAUCCCGGUUGUGCACCGUCCAACCUUCCGCCGUCGACUCACCCUGAGCGAGGAUGUGGAUGAUCCAGACUUUCUCGCUUUGAUCCUCUCGUUGGUGGUGGUCACCGUCGGUCUCCUGCCCUCCAGAUUCCCUCACUACCAGUCCAUGGCUUCCGGCACCUCAUCCAAGUUUCAGACACGAGAAUCGGUUGUCAAUGCCUGCAUCGAUAUGUGCAUGUCCAUGCGGAAGGCCACCUACUGGGACCAAGUCAGCCACCAAAAGUGGGCAAGCAGCUAUCUGAUGUCUGUUGGCUGCUUCCAGCUCGGGCAGGCCAAUCGUAGCCGCAUGUUAGAGGUCGAGUUCUUGCAGACCGGCCGUUUGCUUGGGAUUCAUCGCAUCGCGGAUUACGAGGGACUCAACUACAUCGAAACUCAGCUGCGGAAAAAGGCAUUCUGGUUGUGCUUCUACACAUACGCUCAUGCGUGGUAUCAGUGCGGACGUCAAGAACGGUUGAGUUUCUUCGACCAUGGGAUGCUAGCCGAGGUACACUUUGAUGCUCUCAUCCCCUUAGAACUAGACGAUGAACAAAUCCUCGAAGACAAAAUCUUUGAAUCUCCUGUCUCCUCGCCUACAGCCUAUUCCCCGGCAGUCUCUAUAGCCCAGUAUCAUCCCAGGGCUACGAAAUUCAACCUAGCUGCAGGCUUCAACUUACACUCAAGGCUGUUUCGUAAGAGUGCCCAGCUUGCACUAACGCCAGCCCUGUGUGACUGGGAACGACGAGUAAAGCCUCAAGAGAGAUUAUCACAUCUCCGGAAUCUUCUGCAGGAGAUGCGCUACAUGCUUGAUGACGCCCCCUCUGAAAUCCGACAGUGGGCAUCUUCAUCCUGGAGUGAGGCGUCUCGGUCGUAUUUAUUUUUCCCAGACAAUGUAUCCAUAGUAUCUCCCGCCAGUGUUCAACAGAAUUCUAGCGCGAGUCACCAAGCUAUCGAUAUGAACGAGGAUGAUGUAAAGUCGCUCCCUGGCCAGUUUGAAAUCAUGAGGGCAAACCUACACGGCACGCAUCUAUGGCUCCAAAGCGCCCUGUUAGACCAGAUUGAUCUCAUUCUGCAGGAUAUGUUGAAGAGAACUGAUAUAUCGCAAGCUGAGAGAGACUGCCACUUGGCAGCUCUGAAAGCGAGCUGGUCGGAACGUGAAGACGUUUGCCGUCAGAUGCUUCAUUUGGUGCAUAGCAUGCCCCAUACACACAUCGAACCAAACGGUCUAUAUUUUGCCUACAAAGUCCGCGACGUAGGCGUGGCAUUACUCAACUGCCCCUUUGAAGCUUCCGAACCACCUGCACGGCGUGCAACUGAGUAUAUGCACGACUUGACCCGAGCCUUGUCUCGCAUUGACCGGAGCGAGAGAAUGAAUACAAGCAGUCUGCGAAGUUGGGUGGAUACAGAUCGUGAAAAGCCGGCAAGUGGGCGACAGGGCAGAUGA